Messenger RNA from Gordionus sp. m RMFG-2023, 1192 nucleotides. RefSeq lists its product as uncharacterized. The record is from RefSeq and is a predicted model, not a curated record. Gene Ontology annotation, molecular function: acyltransferase activity, transferring groups other than amino-acyl groups. NCBI's taxonomy places the organism in Eukaryota, Metazoa, Nematomorpha, Gordioida, Chordodea, Parachordodidae. The transcript has 3 exons. The coding region runs from base 45 to 1139 and encodes 364 amino acids.
AUUCGUAAUGAUUAUAUUUAUAUAGCUCAUUUUUCAUACGAAUUAUGAAUUUCGAUAUAAAUAACGUGACUGUUAGAAAUUUCAGAGAAACCGAUGUGGCCAAUAUUCCCAAAUGGAUAUUCGAAAUUGAUGGCCGGAGGGCUAGUGCUAAAUUUUUCAAAAGCUGUUUCAACGUUGACCCGGCCGGUUGUUUUAUAGCCGAAUUGCCUAAUCACGAAAUAAUCGGUAUUUGCUUAGGCCUUAUUUUAAACGACGAUUUCGCGUUUGGAGGGAGUCUCAUGGUCAGGAAAGAAUACAGGAGAAAGGGGGUGGCUAAACUUUUGUGCGACGAGAGACUCAAACAUGUUCAAAAUAGGUUGCUCGGCAUCAAUUCCGUUGAAAGUAGAAUUGCGACUAAUAUAAAGUCGGGAAUGAGUUGCCCAAUUUUUUCAGCUCAGAAAUUGAUAGGUGAAAUAAAUAUCACGGAUCUCAAAAAAAGUAAUAAUUGGAAGCAAGGUGAUAAUAAGGGUGCUAUCCACUAUAUUCCAUUCCUUCCCCACCUAAUUAACGAACAACUAUUACGAAGAAUAAUAUCUUACGACGAGCGCAUUCAUGGAAUUUGUAGGAACAUAUUUCUAAGAUCUCUAUUUGAAAAUGACGAAAAGAUUGAACCAAAUGAUUCAAACAAACUCGAUAAACACGAUAUGAUUGGCAUGCUAGCGUUAAGGCUCGGUGAUGACGAUAUGAUGCCGCCGAUCAUUGUCAACUCUAACUACGAAAUGGAGAAUGUAGAUUAUAUAUUAUCGCACUUGGAAUCAAACCCGUUCGAUAUUUUGGGUUAUGGUUUAAUGUAUAAAAAGUAUGUAGGUUGGACCAUAGCCCCAUUAUACGCCGAAAAUGAAGGGAUCGCGUUACGGAUAUGUUUGGGAAUACUAUUUGCUUUCUCCGGAAUUAUUAAAGUCGACAUUCUUAUCCCGGAAAAUAAAACCGAAUCACAACUCUCUAUCGUGAUACGAAAUUUGGGAUUAAAAAGUGAAGCAACCAUUUACAGAAUGCACCAUUCCAACAAGUUAGAGGUAAGGAAUGGUGUUGAUCUAAAUCCCAAUUUUUUGAUCGAGAAUGUUUACGGAAUGACAAGCAGUAGCGCAUUUUUUGUAUAAAUGACCUAUUUAGUAUUUUUUUUUUUAAUUGUAUAAAAAUUAAAAAGAUAACA